Messenger RNA from Phlebotomus papatasi, 891 nucleotides. It is a transcript of the gene lwr, whose product is annotated as SUMO-conjugating enzyme UBC9-B. The record is from RefSeq and is a predicted model, not a curated record. The transcript is spliced from 4 exons. The coding region runs from base 140 to 619 and encodes 159 amino acids. Lineage: Eukaryota; Metazoa; Arthropoda; Insecta; Diptera; Psychodidae. Gene Ontology annotation, biological process: protein sumoylation. Gene Ontology annotation, molecular function: SUMO conjugating enzyme activity. Gene Ontology annotation, cellular component: nucleus.
UAAUUUCGAAAGGCCAUAUUGGUCGGAGAAGCACAGUAAAAGCGUUUUGGUGCGAUUUUCAGCGUGAAAUUAAACCCGUAUUUUCCACCACAGUGUGUGAUAUUUAGUAUUGAAAUUGCCGUGAGACUUGUGCAGAAUAAUGUCUGGAAUAGCAAUUGCGCGUCUGGGUGAAGAGAGGAAGGCAUGGAGAAAAGAUCAUCCAUUUGGCUUUGUGGCGCGCCCCACGAAAAAUCCCGAUGGCAGUCUCAAUCUUAUGGUUUGGGAAUGUGCCAUUCCCGGAAAGAAGGGGACGCCAUGGGAGGGUGGCCUGUUUAGGCUCCGAAUGAUCUUCAAAGAUGACUUCCCCACGAGUCCACCCAAGUGCAAAUUCGAGCCACCACUCUUUCAUCCCAACGUCUACCCCUCCGGCACCGUCUGCCUCUCCCUCUUGGACGAGGAGAAGGACUGGCGUCCGGCGAUUACCAUCAAACAGAUCCUUCUGGGCAUCCAAGAACUGCUCAUGGAGCCCAAUAUCAAAGAUCCUGCGCAGGCGGAAGCGUAUACAAUCUACUGCCAGAAUCGGCUAGAAUAUGAAAAACGGGUGCGAGCACAGGCCAGAGCCAUGUCAGCCACCGAAUAAGAACCGAUAUCUCACUAUCUUUUUUUUUCUGGAUCCUCUCGCUGUUGGGCUUGGUUUCCGGGGGUCUCAGAGAGUUUAUCUUAAAAAAAAAAAAACAAACAUUUCUGUCCGGAAAAACCUGCCCUUUCCACCAAGAUUUCCUCUUAAUUUUUUUUUUAUAUUUACUUUCUUUUUCAAGCGCCGACGACAACGUUAAGAGGAUCAAAUUUCCAUUAAAUUAAGUUUCUUUUUUGUGACAGAAAAUAUAGCAAAGGAUUCUUUAUUUUCUUUAA